CUAGCGAUAAAUCAAGUCAUGUGUAAAAGCAACCAUUACAUUUGAAUUCAAGGAAGAUCUGUCAUACUCCUGUCUAAAAUCCUUAGUCAGGACUUGAUUUGGACUUCUCUCCAGGAGAAUGACAGAUAUGGACGAUAAAAAAAUAGAUGAUGGCCAAUCAGAACCUGUGUAUGGGGGAUGUGAAGGCCCAAAUGCAAUGUAUGUCAAACUGAUCUCCAGUGAUGACCAUGAAUUCAUCAUUAACAGAGAUUAUGCUUUGACAUCAGGAACCAUCAAAGCUAUGCUAAGCGGGCCAGGACAAUUCUCUGAGAAUGAAACAAAUGAGGUCCAUUUCAGAGAGAUCCCGUCCCAUGUCCUGGCAAAAGUCUGCAUGUAUUUCAUGUACAAAGUUCGUUACACCAACAGUAGCACAGAGAUCCCAGAGUUCCCUAUUGCACCAGAAAUAGCCCUUGAACUGCUUAUGGCAGCUAACUUUUUGGAUUGCUGAACAAGAUAAAAGAGUCAAACAUUUCUGUAGUCUAAAAGUCAGAGUUGCACACUUUAAAGUUUUAUAACUUAUGAAUUUGUCCUUGACUCUCAAAAGAGAACAAACAGUUAUUGCAAGAAAAAUAUGGAUUUUCAAACAAAAAUUUACGUUAAAAGAACAAUAAUUACUUGUGUUAAUUCUAUUUUCUUCUUUUUUUUUUGUAUUUAUGGCUGUUUUUUCCCUGUAUAAAAGGUAUUUUAUUGCUUUAUCAAGUAUUAAGAUUUAAAAAGUUUUUAAUAAAAUCCGAAGAAAUUUAGUAACCACAAUUGCUAUAUACUAAUGAUAAGAAUCGAAUGAAUUCCUGAGUGAAAUCAAUUUGUUAGGGACUUACGAAACGUUUACUGAAUAAAGCUAAAUUGGUUUUAUUUCAAACUACUGAAUGGAAGUCUGCUAAUGUAAUCUUAUAAUGGCAAAAUAAACGAGAACAUUUUUGUUGUAUGAUA
This is a messenger RNA of Actinia tenebrosa (Australian red waratah sea anemone), 969 nucleotides long. Its product is annotated as elongin-C. Lineage: Eukaryota; Metazoa; Cnidaria; Anthozoa; Actiniaria; Actiniidae. Gene Ontology annotation, biological process: ubiquitin-dependent protein catabolic process. The record is from RefSeq and is a predicted model, not a curated record.